This is a messenger RNA of Sodiomyces alkalinus F11, 2013 nucleotides long. RefSeq names its product DHHC zinc finger domain-containing protein. Gene Ontology annotation, biological process: peptidyl-L-cysteine S-palmitoylation; protein targeting to membrane. Gene Ontology annotation, cellular component: Golgi apparatus; endoplasmic reticulum. The record is from RefSeq and is a predicted model, not a curated record. The transcript has 2 exons. Lineage: Eukaryota; Fungi; Ascomycota; Sordariomycetes; Glomerellales; Plectosphaerellaceae. Gene Ontology annotation, molecular function: protein-cysteine S-palmitoyltransferase activity. Bases 1 to 2013 code for a protein of 670 amino acids.
AUGGAGUCGCGGGAUACCGCCGAGCGGUCUGUGUCACCAGAUGACGACGCUUUGCACGACCCUUCGUUCCCCGGGCGAUCCAACGCCCAAGGACCGCCCAGCAUCAUUUCUUCUCGAAUGACCGACAUUGCCUCCGACGACGGCCAUGAGACCGAGCAGCCACCGCAUGGAUCCGGAAGCCCCAUCAAAGCCACCGGCGACGCAUCGUCAAGGCCGGGAACUGCGAGAACUGGCCUGUCGAGUUCCCGCGAUACCUGGCGGCGGCCUCAGUCCUUGCGCAGGAGUCACAUGUCUGGCCUUGCUCUCAAGAGAGUCAGCACGGGUGGCGGAAGCAUUGGGAACACCCGGCCACCGAGUUCAACAAGCAGGAGCCAUGUCCCUUCUCUCACCUCCCAUGCGUUCUUUCACCCCUUAAGCUCCCAAAAGCUACAAGCUCAGCGAGGAGGUCCGUCACGCCCGCAGACCGGCAACCCUCAGGGGAGUGGGGAGGAACAACUAGCGGGAUCCAGCGGUAGUGCUAGCGGGGCGAGACACAGCAUCAUCUCCGACCCCAUGGCACGGAUACAAAAGCCGACGAGCGACGACGACGACGGCGAGAUGCGCUCGCCUCCUUCUCGUGGCACCGAGUUCACCGAGCAAGAGACUCUGGAUAGAAUAACGGCGAACACGAGCCCGACCCACGGCCACACCGCCGCCGGCAGCCUCACGGACAGCGUCCGGCCUCUCCAGAGACCGAAUGAGUCGCGGAACCUGAAUCUCACCAUCAACGUGGACAGGAGUUACAGGAACUUGGGGAGCCAGGCCACUCCUGUAAAGUCACCCCGGUCCUUCCGUUCCAGCUUUCUGCUUCCGGGGAGAAGUGGAGACGGGCAGAGCACUCCGAACAGGACGCUUCCCGGCGCCGAGAAGUUGUCGUCGACUGCAUCUUCUCCUCGACUCAAUCCGAUAGAUUCCCAGAGACCGGCUGAUGCUUCCAAUCUCACUUCGUCACGGACCAAUCUGGGCUACGCAUUCCAGUACUUUGAGGGGAACACGGUCUUUUGCAUUGGAGGGAGGUUCCAGAACACGAAGCACCGGCCGAUCAAUAUUGCGACUGGCCUGUUCCUCGUCUUGCCCGGUGUUCUCUUUUUCGUCUUUUCCGCUCCGUGGCUAUGGCACAACAUCAGCCCGGCCAUACCCAUCACAUUUGCAUAUCUGUACUAUAUUAGCGUGUCGUCCUUCGUACACGCCUCGGUGUCUGAUCCUGGUAUUCUCCCUCGCAACCUUCACACCUUUCCUCCUGCAGACGAGAACGAUGAUCCUCUGAGGCUGGGGCCGCCGACGAACGAUUGGACGCUGAUAAAAUCUUCGGAAUCGUCCACGGCCGCCAUGGAGGUGCCUGUGAAGCACUGCAGAACCUGCAACAUCUGGCGGCCACCCCGCGCCCACCACUGCCGUCUCUGCGAUAACUGUAUCGAGACACACGACCACCACUGCGUCUGGGUCAACAACUGCAUUGGCAAGCGCAACUACCGCUACUUCUUCGCUUUUGUGGCAUCGAUGACAAUCCUAGCGCUCUACUUGCUCGGCGCUUCUCUCUGCCAUAUCCUCGUUUACGGGGAACAGGCCGGUUUGUCCUUUGGGAAUGCCAUCGGCGAACUUCGCGUGCCCUUCGCCAUGGUCAUCUACGGCUUUGUAGGGUUCCUCUACCCGGCUGCCCUCACGGGUUACCACAUUUUCCUGAUGGCGAGGGCCGAGACGACUAGGGAAUACAUCAACUCUCACAAGUUCGUCAAGAAGGAGCGGUACCGGCCCUUCACGCAAGGCAGCAUAAUCGAGAACUGGUUCGUUGUUCUCUGCCGGCCGCGGCCCCCUUCGUACUACCAGUUCAAGCGCAAGUACAGCCCAGGCGACCAGCGUCUUGGCGAGCGAAGGGAUAUGAAGCCCUCGAAGGACUCGCAAGGCGUAGAGCUACGCGAUGUCAAGCCGGCGUCGGACUUGCAAGGUCCGAGGUCGGACGCCAACAUGGUAUGA